AUGCGCUGUGAGGAUCUGAGAGAAAUAAUAACCGUCCAGGCCGGACAAUGCGGUAAUAGCAUUGGAAGCCAGUUCUGGCAGCAGCUUUGUCAGGAACACGGAAUCAGUCAGGAUGGAAAUUUGGAAGACUUUGCGACCGAAGGCGGUGACCGGAAGGAUGUGUUCUACUAUCAGAGCGACGACACUCGAUACAUUCCCCGCGCGAUCCUAAUAGAUCUUGAGCCCCGAGUUAUAAACGGUAUUCAAACAGGGCCAUACAAAAACAUAUACAACCCAGAAAACUUUUAUGUUGGCAAGGAUGGUGUCGGCGCAGCGAAUAACUGGGGAGAUGGUUAUCAAACCGGCGAGACCGUUUACGAAGACAUAAUGGAGAUGGUUGAUCGCGAAGCAGACGGCAGCGACUCCCUCGAGGGAUUCAUGAUGCUACAUUCUAUUGCGGGUGGCACGGGAUCUGGUCUUGGAUCGUUCCUGCUCGAGCGACUGAAUGAUAGGUUCCCCAAAAGAUUGUCCAAACCUACUCCGUUAACGCAAAAUGCGGAUUCCGUUGUCGUUCUUGACAAUGGUGCCCUAUCCCAUAUCGCGGCAGACAGACUUCACGUUCAAGAACCGUCGUUUGCCCAAACAAAUCAGCUCGUCUCCACCGUUAUGUCCGCAAGCACCACCACUCUUAGAUACCCUGGCUACAUGCAUAACGACCUUGUUAGCAUUCUCGCGUCCCUGAUACCAACUCCCCGUUGCCACUUCCUCAUGACCGCCUACACGCCAUUUACCGGUGACCAAGUAGAGCAAGCAAAGACAGUUCGCAAGACUACUGUUCUCGACGUCAUGAGACGUCUACUCCAACCCAAGAACCGCAUGGUUUCGACGGUGCCCAGCAAAAAGAGUUGCUACAUUUCCAUCCUGAACGUCAUUCAAGGCGAGGUGGACCCCACAGACGUUCACAAGAGUCUCCUGCGUAUUCGAGAACGGCGCUUGGCAACCUUCAUCCCUUGGGGUCCCGCGAGUAUUCAGGUCGCUCUUACCAGGCGCAGCCCGUACAUACCCAUGAGCCACCGUGUCAGCGGCUUGAUGCUAGCCAACCACACAAGCAUUGCAACUCUUUUCAAACGUAUCGUCAAGCAGUAUGACGGUAUGAGAAAACGAAAUGCUUUCAUCGAGGCGUACAAGAAGACAGCACCGUUUGCCGAAAACCUCAACGAAUUCGACGAGGCGCGGGAGGUCGUCGCAGAUCUCAUCGCGGAGUACGAGUCGGCCGAAAACGCCGAUUAUCUCAACCCGGACGCGGGUGACAAGGCCACGUCGGCUGAGACGGACAAACGCAUAGGAUAA
Molecule: messenger RNA, 1329 nt
Organism: Parascedosporium putredinis
Lineage: Eukaryota; Fungi; Ascomycota; Sordariomycetes; Microascales; Microascaceae
Source: the annotation of a GenBank genome assembly